Messenger RNA from Chara braunii, 1529 nucleotides. The record is from the annotation of a GenBank genome assembly. NCBI's taxonomy places the organism in Eukaryota, Viridiplantae, Streptophyta, Charophyceae, Charales, Characeae.
UUUCGAGGACAACUUGGAGUCCCCCAGGUGGGUGUGGGUCUUGCAAGGGAUGCCGACACUAAAACCUGAAGAUGGAGGAUAAGGAUAUGGGCUACCUAACGAAGCCCAUGAUUGAUGAAACCACGUUGUUGGAUGAUAAGCAAAUAUUGAAAACAAUGGAAGAGCUCAACCAGGUUGGCAGGAUGGCAGAAGCCACAUAUCUGGAGAACUCAAGAGCAAGAGAGGAAGCACAAAAGGAAGCGCAGAACCACGACCAAGAGAACGGGGCUGACGGCAUGAUCUAUACGGAAGGAGAGGUAGGGUCAACUAAGUCGGGCAGUACGGCCACUUCGCUCAAACGGAAAGCCAGGGCAGAGGAAUCGAGGGAGACGGAACAGAGCGAGCAAGGAGAGCAGGGUAGCAAAUGUGCGCAAUCAAAAGGAACCAAGGCCAUAAGCGAAACCCGGCAGACGCGGGGGGAUCAAGACCAAGAGAUGGAGUCUGAACGGGGGAGGUCAGGGGCUCUCAGCCCCUCCGUGGAGCCAAUGGAGGUUUCACAGCAAGCGGACAGCGGGAAGACCCCAUCACACGAGCAAGAAAUGGGAGAAGCAAGGGGCCAAGAAGACGGGGACACAGGCAAAGAGGAGUCCCCCGAAGUGGGGCCAGCCAGUUCUGCCACUGAACCUAAACAAGGGAGAGAGAGGGGGGAAGGCGAGGUGGGUGACUCGGAUGGGAAUUCAUAUGAGGACGGAUGGGAAGAUGUAGAUGAUGAGGAGGAGGAAGAACCACAGACGCAAGAAAGAUGGGUCAAGUGUGUGCAUGUGCUAGAAUGGGAGCGUCAGGUAGAGUGCGAGGUUCGCCUGGCACACCACAAGCAUCUGCGAAACUUGAAGGAGGCCACGACAACAUCAGAGGGCAUCACCACCACUAACCGCUACGAGAUAUUGAAAAAGGAGAAAGAAAUAAACGAGUUUUAUGCUACGCAGUACGGGUGGAAGGCACAAAAUCGUAACAAUGACAUCCAGGUGCAAAAUGGGGGCUACAUUAAGCAGUUUGAGUGGGCAAAGACCUACCAACCAAACGCAAUGAAGCGGUCUGAGCGCAAGCGGAAGGCGCAACAAGAAGUGCGGCAGACGGACAGGCAAGGACAAAGCCAAGCAACAAUAGGGGAGGAAAUGGGAGACGAAGAGUUAAUGGAGGACGCAAGUAGACAAGCAGUGAUAUUGGAGGCUCAAUAUAAUGUCCUCAAAGACCAGAUUUGGAAGUUGGGGGCAAACACUAUGAAUUUAGAGAAGAUAGCUUAUGCGCCACACAAGGAAAUUCAAGUGGCGGCGAAGCUAUAUGCCAAAAACUCACCCAGAUGCAGGGUCAUCCUCCCGUUCAGGUGGAAUGAGGACCACAAGGAUUGGGAGGUUGCAAUUCCUCAUUCGCUAGCGCUAGUUUCGGUAGAGGCCGACUGCUCCGAUCAGCCCCCGUAGGGAAUCAUCUUAGAGGACUUGCCAGCCCAUGCGUACGUGAUAGGCAACUGGAAGAGGGCACAAUACAAGCAA